Oikopleura dioica is the source of this 531-nucleotide messenger RNA. Lineage: Eukaryota; Metazoa; Chordata; Appendicularia; Copelata; Oikopleuridae. The record is from the annotation of a GenBank genome assembly.
AUGUUUUCGCACAUUGUUCGAAUGCAGACCAGCGUUGUCAGACGAUCUUUCGGAUACAGUGCUGCUAGAUUCGCAGCUGUCCCAAAAGUCGACGACGAGGAAAGACAACCAUCAGAAAAAGUAAUUGGGCUCGUUGAUGCUAUUGCCGGCCUGACUCUCCAAGAAGUCGCAGAUCUCAACACAGCACUUAAAGAGCGCCUCAACAUCUCCGAAGUGUCUUAUGCUGCCCCAGCAGCGGCCGCGGCCCCAGUUGCCGCCGCUGCUCCUCAGGAAGAAGCCGCCGAAGAGUCAAAGGAAGAAGCUAAGAAGAUUCAAACCGAGUUCACAGUCACAAUGACGGGCUUCGAUGCCAAGAAUAAGAUUAAAGUUAUCAAAGCUAUUAAAGCUAAUAUGCCUGACAUGAAUCUGGUCUCUGCGAAGAAGUUUGUCGAAGAUCUGCCAAAGGUUCUGAGACAAGACGUGGCCAAGGAAGAAGCCGAAAAAAUUAUGGAAGUGUUCAAGGCGGAAGGCGCCACUGUUGAGAUGAAGUAA